CAACCGUAAGACAUACAGCAACUUGAUGCCGAUGAGGCUCAGCCAAGCGGGCUCCCUCGGCCACCGGGCGUGCCGCGUGGCAAGGUUUCGCAUCGUGCGCUGCAGCUCCGCCGUCAGUAAGCCGGUCGCGACAGAUGCGCUCACCCAGUCGGCCACCGCCAAGCAAGAGGCGGGCAACAAACCGGAGACGGGCUUGAUCCUUGAUCUCGGGAUCCCGACCCUCCUUCCCGAGUGGCGCAAGAUGUUUGCGCCGUCGACCGUUGUGACCGACGUGACGGCGGGCAUCACCGUCGGCUGCGUGGCGGUGCCCCUCUCAUUGGCCAUUGCGGUGGCGAGCGGCGUUCCGCCUGAGGUCGGGCUUGUUAGCGCAGCGGUGGCGGGCGUGGCGGGCGGGCUGAUGGGCGGCACGACGCUCGCCAUCACGGGCCCGGCCGCGGCGAUCAGCCUGCUGGUCUGCGAGGCGGUGCAGACACAUGGUCUCGGCACGCUCCCCUUCAUCACCCUCGCGUGCGGCGGGCUGCAGCUGGCGAUGGGCGUCGCCCGCGGAGGCGGCAUCACCAAGUACGUGCCGGAGAGCGUCAUCGCGGGCUUCACGACCGGCAUCGGCGUCAUGAUCCUCGCCGGCCAGCUGCCAAAGGCACUCGACCUGACCGUACCCGCCGGCCUGAACACCGUCGAGGUGGUGCAGGCCGUCGCCUCCGGCAUCGGCGGCACCAACCCCGCGGCCCUCGCGCUCGCGCUGGGCGUGGUGGGCACCAUGCACGCCGCACCAAAGCUCCACCCGAAGAUCCCGUCGGCGCUCGUCGCCGUCGGCGGCGCCACGGCUGCCUCGCAGCUUCUCGGGCUCAGCGCCACGCCCAUCGGCGCGCUGCCGAGUGGCCUCUCUGCCUUCACGCUCUGCAUGCCGGCCUUGCCGGCGGCCGAGGCGCUGCCCUCGCUCUGCGGGACCAUCCUGCUGAUCUACGCGAUGACGAGUGCUGAGACGCGCCUCUCAUGCACGGCUCUCGACCGUCUGCGGCCGACCUCGUACAAGCACAACCCCGACCAGGAGCUCAUUGGGCAGGGCGUCGCCAACAUGACCGCUGCCGCCUUCGCGGGCAUGCCGGUCACGGCCGUCAUCGCUCGGUCGAGUCUCAACAUCAAGCUCAAGGCGCACUCGCGCCUGCCCUCCCUCGUGCAGUCGGCGUUUGUGUUUGGCUCGCUCGCGCUCUACUCUGACGUCAUCUCCGCUGUCCCCCUCUCGGCCCUCGCCGGCGUCCUCAUCUCCUCGGGCGCCGGGAUGCUGCAGCCAGCCGAGCUCAAGACGAGCCUCGCCGAGGACAAGUACAACCUGGGCCCGUACCUGGUCACUACGUGCGGCAUGCUCACGAUGGGCAUGGCGGAGGGGAUCGUCCUCGGCUGCGCGUCGUCGGCCGCAAAGCAUCUCGUCCAGCAGCGCCUCCUCGCGGGCGGCGGCGACUGGGUGGUCCAGGCGGCGGAGAGCCGCCUAAAGGACCCGCCCCCCUCGCCCGACACGCGAAAGGAGGCUUGACGUCUCCCGACUGGGCCGGAGGCCAGGCCCGCGCGCGCUGUCAGCUUUGGGCCGCCCAGUCAGCGCCUUGUGACCUGCCCGCCGCCCCGGCAGCUUCCCGCUCCCUGCCCCCCACCUCCGCCCACCUCCGCCAGCCAGGGGUGGGUGGGGACGUUCGGGAGAGAGCACCGCGCGUCUGCUGAGCCGCUCGUGGACGCGCGCGUAGUUUAGGGGCACACCAUCGCCGCAGUCCCCCCCCCCCUCCCCCCCCUGUGUACUAUUGAGCUUGUCGUCGCGAGGGCGCCCCUGAGGCGCCCCGCUCGCAAGACGUCCCAUCCAUGUGCCUAGAAGCGAGGGGGGAUUUUUGCAGGAGCGUGCGUCCGCGUGAUGGUGUGCACCUGUCUAGUAUAGAUUUCUUUAUUUCCAAUGACCGUGGUG
Emiliania huxleyi CCMP1516 is the source of this 1948-nucleotide messenger RNA. It is a transcript of the gene SUL1, whose product is annotated as sulfate ion permase. The transcript is spliced from 8 exons. Bases 26 to 1531 code for a protein of 501 amino acids. Gene Ontology annotation, cellular component: membrane. Lineage: Eukaryota; Haptophyta; Isochrysidales; Noelaerhabdaceae. Gene Ontology annotation, biological process: fumarate transport; succinate transmembrane transport. Gene Ontology annotation, molecular function: L-aspartate transmembrane transporter activity; fumarate transmembrane transporter activity; succinate transmembrane transporter activity. The record is from RefSeq and is a predicted model, not a curated record.